UUGUUAUCAGUGACGUCUGUAUUUUUGCAAAUUGUGAGGGUUAAUCUCCGUUUUCUCCUUUCACAGGCUGUUUCGCGUUUAAAUGAUGUCCGACUCAAAUGAGAGUUUCUACAGACCCCCGAAUUUCAUCCUAAUUGGUAUCCCCGGCCUGGAAGACGUCCAGUUCUGGAUUUCCAUCCCUAUGUGUUUCAUGUACGUCCUCACGCUCCUGGGAAACAGCGCCAUGCUGGCUAUUAUCUUGUCCAAAGAAAGCUUCCACAAACCCAUGUACCUUUUCCUUUGUAUGAUGUCAAUUAUCGACUUUGCAGGUUCGUGCACCACCACACCCAAAAUCCUCAGCAUCUUUUGGUUCAAGUCAUUGGACAUUGAUUUUAAUGCCUGCCUGGUCCAGCUCUUCUUCAUUCAUUCCUUUACCGUGAUGGAGUCAAUGGUACUGUUGGCCAUGGCGUUCGACCGCUACGUUGCCAUAUGCCACCCGUUGAGAUACACAACCAUUCUAACCAAUCAGACUAUAAUCAGGAUUGGCAUUCUGGCUAUCACGAGAGCCUUCUUAAUCACAGCUCCUUGCCCACUUUUGAUCAACAGAUUGUCCUAUUGUAGGACCAACGUCAUAGCGCACACUUACUGCGAGCACAUGGCCGUGGUGAAGAUCGCCUGUACAGACACAACCGUUAAUCAGGUCUACGGCUUGACGGUAGCUCUCCUGGUGAUCGCGGUGGAUACAGCAUGUAUUUCGUUUUCGUAUGUCGUUAUAGUCAGGGCCGUCCUCAGACUCUCCUCUAAGGAAGCUCGUCGCAAAGCAUUCAGCACGUGUGGCUCUCACAUUAUCGUCAUCCUCAUCUCCUACAUCCUGGCGCUCUUCUCCUUCUUCACCCACCGCUUCGGACACAUCAUUCCACUCCACGUUCACAUUAUUUUUGCAAACCUUUAUAUUCUUAUUCCAUGCAUGUGCAAUCCAAUUGUUUACGGCGUAAAAACCAAGGAGAUAAGGGAGAGAAUCGUAUUGAUUUUCCACUGAAAAUCAUUUAUUGACCCAAAACACUUCUCAUCAUAUAUCUGAAGACACCUUUCAUCUCUCUAUAACUCCAGAGACAGCUUCUCGCUGAUCAGCAGAUGGUCCGGUGUUCUCCACAUCAUAAUUUGAAAAAUAUUGAUAAAAAUAUAUAUAUAAUUUUGGGUCCAUCUUCACAUAUUUGUGUUGGAUUUUGACUUUAUGAUUUGCUUUUUAUUGUAAUCACUACCGUUUGAAUUACCGCUGAAGAGUUAAUAUGUGUUAAGCCAUUGACUAAUUCCACCUUAAAUAAAUGCUGAU
Spea bombifrons (plains spadefoot toad) is the source of this 1312-nucleotide messenger RNA. RefSeq names its product olfactory receptor 52P1-like. The record is from RefSeq and is a predicted model, not a curated record. Gene Ontology annotation, molecular function: G protein-coupled receptor activity; olfactory receptor activity. Gene Ontology annotation, biological process: G protein-coupled receptor signaling pathway. The transcript has a single exon. NCBI's taxonomy places the organism in Eukaryota, Metazoa, Chordata, Amphibia, Anura, Pelobatidae. Gene Ontology annotation, cellular component: membrane. Bases 83 to 1018 code for a protein of 311 amino acids.